AUGAGCCAACAAGCAAAGAACGGGGAACUAGUAGCAACCCUGAUAGCAACAUCCACCGCAGAUACGAGAUCAAAGAUCGUUGAGAUUACGACCUCCAAGCUUGUGGUGGAUAGUCUGACGAGAAAUAAAGGAAAGCGAGAAGCGGAAGGCUUUCUGAGGCAAUCGAAUGACGCCCUGAUAAGGGCCAUCUAUGCCAAGAUAAGAGAACGCAAAGCGAGAACCGCGAUAAAACUGGUAAAGAGUCAAGACGGCCACAUAGGCAGUCAAAAUGCAAAAAAGCUAGCCAGGGAAGGCGCAAAGAAAAUGGUAGCAGAUGUGGUCCCGACGACGGUCGACCCGAAAUGGGUUGUAUCGGGAGCGUCUCUCAGCGCGAUGACACAAAAGCUGGCAUACCAUGUAAUAAGGACGAGGAAACAAGCGUCGACACGCCCGCGACCGAGGACUGUCGUAAACCUCGAACUUGUCAGGGAAGGCCUCCAGGAGGCGUUCGGGGUUGACAAAACUGAGGCUGAAAUCUGGAAAUCAAUUAGAUCAAAGCAUAUAUCCGGGAUGUGCGCACAAUUCCUGUGGAAAACGCUACACGACGUGUACAUGGUAGGCAAGCACUGGCUUAGAGAGGGCAUGCCAGAGGAAUACCAGGAUAGGGGUAUAUGCGCGGUGUGCAACAAUAUUGAAUCAAUGGACCACAUCCUGUUCCGAUGCGAAGCCCCUGGACAAGCCGAGAUAUGGGAAGAGCUGAAAAAAUUGUGGACUACGACGGGCUUACCAUGGAAAGCCCCAGACUGGGGGACCGCUCUAGGAGCUGGCUGUGCAGUCUUCAAAACCGAAGGAGGUGCAAGGCGACCACCGAUGGAGGCACUGUGGGCAAUACUGUGGUCAGAAUCGGUACACCUAAUCUGGAAACUCAGAUGCGAACGAGUGAUUCAACGCGACGGAGCAAUCCACGACAAAUCGGCCGUGAGAAACGCGUGGUAUGCGACGAUCGAACGGCGGCUAACGUUGGACCGGAGGACGUCUGUGCUAGCCAAAGGUAAACAUGAUCUUAAAUAG
Molecule: messenger RNA, 1050 nt
Organism: Dichomitus squalens LYAD-421 SS1
Lineage: Eukaryota; Fungi; Basidiomycota; Agaricomycetes; Polyporales; Polyporaceae
Exons: 1
Coding region: 1-1050 (349 amino acids)
Molecular function (GO): nucleic acid binding
Source: RefSeq, a predicted model, not a curated record